Molecule: messenger RNA, 822 nt
Organism: Nematocida homosporus
Lineage: Eukaryota; Fungi; Microsporidia
Exons: 1
Coding region: 1-822 (273 amino acids)
Source: RefSeq, a predicted model, not a curated record
AUGCUUACUUGCUUGGGAGCGGCUAUGGUUGAGGUACAUGAGCUACGGGAAAGAGCAGGCCACCCAGAUCGUGAAAUAUUGGUGCGGCCAAGUGAAGUAUAUGAACUAUCUCAUAUGCCAGAUAGACGGGUUCCGGGAACGGAAUACGCUGUUACUGUGGAAGAAGAGCAGAGAGAACGGUGGGUGUGGCGGCGUAAGUUAGUGUGCUGGGUUUGUGGAGGUAUAAUUUGUCUUGUGGUGAUAGCGAUUGCUGUGUCCUUUUAUCUUACCUAUUCUAAGGUUUUUACUAUAUUGGGAUAUGUCGAUAAGUUGCCUUUGCCUCGAAUCAACAACACUAAUGAGACCGUGCAGACUACGUGGGAUUGGGUUACUAACCAGGUAGAUAUGGAAGCUACGCCGGGGAUGGAUAUUAUUGCCGGGAUGCCGAACGUUACUCUGACGGGGGAUACUAUUAUGAUAGGAAAUGUGACGGAAAUGGCAAAUGCUACUAUGCUGGAGAAUGUGACGGAAAUGGCAAGUACUAGUAUGGUAGGCAAUGUGACAGAAAUGGCAAGUACUAGUAUGGUAGGCAAUGUGACAGAAAUGGCAAGUACUAGUAUGGUAGGUAAUGUGACGGAGAUGGCAAGUACUGCUAUGAUGGAGGAGAAUGCUAAUCCAAUCGCGAAUAGUAUGGAAGUGGUAAAUGCUGCAAUGGCGGGACCUAGUACGGAUUUGAACUUCACUUCACUUGAUGGGAUAUAUAGUAGUGUGAGCAAUCACUGGGCUGGAAACAGCUCGGAAGUUAAUGGAUCUGUGACAACCAGUGAACUAAGGGCACUCUAG